AAGCUGGGCUCCAAGCAGAGCCUGGGGGCUGACCAGAGUCAAAGUGACCCCGAGCCCAGGGAGGACCAGAGGUCGUCAGGCCAGACCCAGGCCAGACAGGGGGUCUGUUGGACCACCACCAGCCCCUCCGGACACAGAGUAGCCACCAUGGGGGACCAGACCACAGACCCUGGCCCCGUCCUGGCCUUCAGAGCCACAGACCCUGUCAGUCAAACUGUGAGCAUACCAACCAGCAACAUGGUUGCUAACAACGUGGUUGUUAAUAAAGUUUAGUUUUCUUGCUACUUUUGCAGAUUUCAACAUUUUGACUUCCUAGACGUGUGAUAUGUAAAAGUAGCUCUUCUGCCUUGUCUGUGUGAGCAGGUUGUGAUCACGCGGGAGGACAAGGUGAUAUCUGUGCUGGACAGAGACGGGACGGUGAUCGUGGACCAUGCAGACGGAACCAGGAUCACUACCCUGUACCAGGAGAGAGAGGCUCUCUGUGGCUGGUCCCAUCAACACAUUAACACAGGUACCCAACACCCGUAACCCUAACUCUAACCCUGUACCAGGAGAGAGUGACUCUCUGUGGCUGGUCCCAUCAGCACAUUAACACAGGUACCCAACACCCCUAACCCUAACUCUGUACCAGGAGAGAGUGACUCUCUGUGGCUGGUCCCAUCAGCACAUUAACACAGGUAUCCAACACCCCUAACCCUAACUCUAACCCUGUACCAAGAGAGAGUGACUCUCUGUGGCUGGUCCCAUCAGCACAUUAACACAGGUACCCAACACCCCUAACCCUAACUCUAACCCUGUACCAGGAGAGAGUGACUCUCUGUGGCUGGUCCCAUCAACACAUUAACACAGGUACCCAACACCCCUAACCCUAACUCUAACCCUGUACCAGGAGAGAGUGACUCUCUGUGGCUGGUCCCAUCAACACAUUAACACAGGUACCCAACACCCCUAACCCUAACUCUAACCCUGUAACAGGAGAGAGUGACUCUCUGUGGCUGGUCCCAUCAACACAUUAACACAGGUUAAAGGCUAUGCUACUAACUGCUACCUGGUCUGAUACAGUAGUAGUGUGUAUUCUGUGUUACCAGGACAGAGACAACAGUGUGUGUAGGAAGGACGGUGCGUGGUGUGAUAAUGUAUACGUUGUGUUACCAGGACAGAGACAACAGUGUGUGUAGGAAGGAUGGUGCAUGGUGUGAUAAUGUAUACGUUGUGUUACCAGGACAGAGACAACAGUGUGUAGGAAGGAUGGUGCAUGGUGUGAUAAUGUAUACGUUGGGUUACCAGGACAGAGACAACAGUGUGUGUAGGAAGGAUGGUGCGUGGUGUGAUAAUGUAUACGUUGUGUUACCAGGACAGAGACAACAGUGUGUGUAGGAAGGACGGUGCGUGGUGUGAUAAUGUAUACGUUGUGUUACCAGGGGAGAGGUCCAGCAGCAGUGUCUGUCAUAAGGAGAAGUUGGUGAUGGUGGAGCGGCCGGGGUUUGCCACGGUAGCCAUGUUCAGCGAGGACAGGUCCUGCAAAGUGUUCUUUGGAGACGGGAGCGUCGUCACCGCCACCUGCAACGGAGCCUACCACGUAAGAGAAACCGGGGGUGAAUGUUAAAAGUUCCUCCUCCAUUCCUCCCGUCCUCUUCCCACCUCCUUCUCAAAAUGUAGAGCGCAUCGGAGGAGAAGAUCCAAGCUUCUUUUCACGAGUCUACCAAAUGACUGUGUUCUGAGGUGCUAUAUCCAUUCUAGGUGACUCUCCAUGUCCCUGUGUCCCCUCUAGGUGUACCCGUCCAGUGUAGGUCUGCUGUUGAUCAACCAGGACGGUAGUUGUGUGUACAGGUCCGACCCUGAGCACAGCCCAACCCUGAGUCUGGCCAGCUGGAGUCCCAGAGAGCAGCCAGGCAGCUACAGGAUGGACCACACCUCCACCUCAGACACACUGUGUGAGGUCACAGACCACCACGGGAACCUCUUCCAGGUGGGCCAGUUCUAAAUGCGUCCCAAAUGACACCCCUGUUCCCUAUACAGUGAGGGAAAAAAGUAUUUGAUCCCCUGCUGAUUUUGUACGUUUGCCCACUGACAAAGAAAUGAUCAGUAUAUCAUUUUAAUGGUAGGUUUAUUUGAACAGUGAGAGACAGAAUAACAACAAAAAAAUCCAGAAAAACGCAUGUCAAAAAUGUUAUGAAUUUAUUUGCAUUUUAAUGAGGGAAAUAAGUAUUUGACCCCCUCUCAAUCAGAAAGAUUUCUGGCUCCCAGGUGUCUUUUAUACAGGUAACGUGCUGAGAUUAGGAGCACACUCUUAAAGGGAGUGCUCCUAAUCUCAGUUUGUUACCUGUAUAAAAGACACCUGUCCACAGAAGCAAUCAAUCAAUCAGAUUACAAACUCUCCACCAUGGCCAAGACCAAAGAGCUCUCCAAGGAUGUCAGGGACAAGAUUGUAGACCUACACAAGGCUGGAAUGGGCUACAAGACCAUCGCCAAGCAGCUUGGUGAGAAGGUGACAACAGUUGGUGCGAUUAUUCGCAAAUUGAAGAAACACAAAAGAACUGUCAAUCUCCCUCGGCCUGGGGCUCCAUGCAAGAUCUCACCUCGUGGAGUUGCAAUGAUCAUGACAACGGUGAGGAAUCAGCCCAGAACUACACGGGAGGAUCUUGUCAAUGAUCUCAAGGCAGCUGGGACCAUAGUCACCAAGAAAACAAUUGGUAACACACUACUCCGUGAAGGACUGAAAUCCUGCAGCGCCCGCAAGGUCCCCCUGCUUAAGAAAGCACAUAUACAGGGCCGUCUGAAGUUUGCCAAUGAACAUCUGAAUGAUUCAAAGGAGAACUGGGUGAAAGUGUUGUGGUCAGAUGAGACCAAAAUGGAGCUCUAUGGCAUCAGCUCAACUCGCCGUGUUUGGAGGAGGAGAAAUGCUGCCUAUGACCCCAAGAACACCAUCCCCACCGUCAAACAUGGAGGUGGAAACAUUAUGCUUUGGGGGUGUUUUUCUGCUAAGGGGACAGGACAACUUCACCGCAUCAAAGGGACGAUGGACGGGGCCAUAUACCGUCAAAUCUUGGGUGAGAACCUCCUUCCCUCAGCCAGGGCAUUGAAAAUGGGUCGUGGAUGCGUAUUCCAGCAUGACAAUGACCCAAAACACACGUCUAAGGCAACAAAGGAGUGGCUCAAGAAGAGGCACAUUAAGGUCCUGGAGUGGCCUAGCCAGUCUCCAGACCUUAAUCCCAUAGAAAAUCUGUGGAGGGAGCUGAAUGUUCGAGUUGCCAAACGUCAGCCUCGAAACCUUAAUGACUUGGAGAAGAUCUGCAAAGAGGAGUGGGACAAAAUCCCUCCUGAGAUGUGUGCAAACCUGGUGGCCAACUACAAGAAACGUCUGACCUCUGUGAUUGCCAACAAGGGUUUUGCCACCAAGUACUAAGUCAUGUUUUGCAGAGGGGUCAAAUACUUAUUUCCCUAAUUAAAAUGCAAAUCAAUGUAUAACAUUUAUGACAUGCGUUUUUCUGGAUUUUGUUGUUGUUAUUCUGUCUCUCACUGUUCAAAUAAACCUACCAUUAAAAUUAUAGACUGAUCAUGUCUUUGUCAGUUGGCAAACGUACAAAAUCAGCAGGGGAUCAAAUACUUUUUUCCCUCACUGUAUAUAGUGCACUACUUAUAGCCUGGUCCCAGAUCUGUUUGUGCUGUCUUGCCAUUUGGCUUGACAAUGACCAUAGGAUUUGGUAAGACAGCACAAACAGAUCUGGGACCAGGGCAUAAGGCACUGACCAUAAUUUGUGCACUAUAUAAGGAAUAGGGUGAGAUUCCAGACAGUUUGUUUUCCCAUCAGGCCAAGUGUUCAGAGGAUUAUUGUACGAUACACUGAACUCUGCAAGCCCCGGGAAUUUUCAUUUUGAAAACUUGUUUGACAAAGUGGAUUAGGAAACAUCACUGUAGGAUUCAUAGGGCAUUUGUAGGGCAUGGUGGAGUUAUAGUAUCAGUGUAUCAAAUCUUCCUGUGUGCAGGUGAUGAAGGAUGGCCGGACGUCAGUGGAGAUCUCUAGCCCUCUGGACAGCAGAGUGGAGGAGGAAGAGAUGGAGGAGGAAGGACGGCAUCCAGAAGAGAGAGAGUUGGCCAAGCAUUAUAUUGGACGUAAAGUCCACAUUCCAAGGUAGGCUUCAGUAACUCUGCUCCCCAUCUGUACAGUGUAACUCGUUUUUUAUUCCAAUGUCCCCCAGUUAGGCACCUUUUUACCCCUUUAGUGUUCCAGCUGGGCUGAAGCAUGAUGGGUACUCUCAUUCUCUAUAUCCAUAAUAAAUGUCCAGGUUGUUCAUGGCCCAUGAGGAUGGUUCAGGCACAGAGCUGCUGUACUCUCAGACAGUAGAGGAACGUCUGUAUGAGGACCACUCUGACCCUGCUGUCGCCCUGCUUAAAGAACCCCUCCCAGACCUACAGGGUAGGAUUCCAUCCAUUUCCAAUCAUGUUGGCUGUACUCUACCUCCAUAGACCUGUGUUUCCUCCUUGUUGACCCAUAGACACGUCUGUGGUCUCCUCCCUGUCCUGCAGGUGUGCUGGGUAUAACGGUGCUGAGACCCUGUCUUCAGGACGUGUGGUCCAGAUGGGUCAUCCAGAAACAAAACAAGGAUAUCAUCCCCACCAACCUCAAGUCCCGCCGCUGGGACAACUUCCCCUCAGUAGAGGUAGGCAGACAGAGAAAAUGAAAGAGAAAAUGCACUUGAAAUAGACGCGUAAAGUAUUAGCAAAUCAUGCUAGUUUUCACGUUUACUUGAAUUUAAGGUCAUUUUAUGCAUGGUCAAAACAAACACACUUUAGUCAUAGGGUGUGAUGAUUUUGAUGCCUUCAAAAUUAUAAUAAAAUAAACCACUUUAUGCCCUAAAAAAACUAUUCUUUAAACAUCUACUGUACACCACCACCCCCAGAGGAAGACGCCAGGCCCUCCGUUCGGGACCACCCUGGGCCGGGGUCUGACCCUGAGAGAGAAGCCUGUUUCUGAGGCCUGCAGGCCCGUGCUGAGCUGUCCUGAUACCCUGGAGGUCCGACAGCUGCUCCAGUACCAGCCAGUCAGCAGACAACUCCGCAGGACUCUGGAGUCACGCCUCAGGGUACAGCACUAUAGCUCACUGCUAUGUGGAUUCUUUAACGCCGUCUCCAUUAAAGCAGCUUUAACCCAGUGUAGAAGCAGAUAUAGUCCAAUGUCAGGCCAUAAUCAUAAUUCUUAUUUGGUGGGUGCUUAUAUUGCUCCUAUUUCACAAAUGUACAAGUGUGUAUUAUACAGUGGCUUGCGAAAGUAUUCACCCCCCUUGGCAUUUUUCCUAUAUUGUUGCCUUACAACCUGGAAUUUUUGGGGGGGUUUGUAUCAUUUGAUUUACACAACAUGCCUACCACUUUUAAGGUGCAAAAUAAUUUUUAUUGUGAAACAAACAAGAAAUAAGACAAAAAAAACAGAAAACUUGAGCGUGCAUAACUAUUCACCCCCCCAAAGUCAAUACUUUGUAGAGCCGCCUUUUGCAGCAAUUACAGCUGCAAGUCUCUUGGGGUAUGUCUCUAUAAGCUUGGCACAUCUAGCCACUGGGAUUUUUGCCCAUUCUUCAAGGCAAAACUGCUCCAGCUCCUUCAAGUUGGAUGGGUUCCGCUGGUGUACAGCAAUCUUUAAGUCAUACCACAGAUUCUCAAUUGGAUUGAGGUCUGGGCUUUGACUAGGCCAUUCCAAGACAUUUAAAUGUUUCCCCUUAAACCACUCAAGUGUUGCUUUAGCAGUAUGCUUAGGGUCAUUGUCCUGCUGGAAGGUGAACCUCCGUCCCAGUCUCAAAUCUCUGGAAGACUGAAACAGGUUUCCCUCAAGAAUUUCCCUGUAUUUAGCGCCAUCCAUCAUUCCUUUAAUUCUGACCAGUUUCCCAGUCCCUGCCGAUGAAAAACAUCCCCACAGCAUGAUGCUGCCACCACCAUGCUUCACUGUGGGGAUGGUGUUACAUUUACAUUUUAGUCAUUUAGCAGACGCUCUUAUCAGUGUUCUCGGGGUGAUGAGAGGUGUUGGGUUUGCGCCAGACAUAGCGUUUUCCUUGAUGGCAUAAAAGCUCAAUGUUAGUCUCAUCUGACCAGAGUACCUUCUUCCAUAUGUUUGGGGAGUCUCCCACAUGCCUUUUGGCGAACCCCAAACGUGUUUGCUUAUUUUUUUCUUUAAGCAAUGGCUUUUUUCUGGCCACUCUUCCGUAAAGCCCAGCUCUGUGGAGUGUACGGCUUAAAGUGGUCCUAUGGACAGAUAAUCCAAUCUCCGCUGUGGAGCUUUGCAGCUCCUUCAGGGUUAUCUUUGGUCUCUUUGUUGCCUCUGAUUAAUGCCCUCCUUGCCUGGUCUGUGAGUUUUGGUGGGCGGCCCUCUCUUGGAGGCUCGCAUCUACUACAAGACCAUGGUGCUUGCCUACGGAGCUGUGAGGGGAAUGGCACCUCCUUACCUUCAGGCUCUGAUCAGACCCUACACCCAAACGAGGGCACUACGUUCAUCCACCUCUGGCCUGCUAGCUCCCCUACCUCUACGGAAGCACAGUUCCCGCUCAGCCCAGUCAAAGCUAUUUGCUGCUCUGGCACCCCAAUGGUGGAACAAGCUCCCCCACGACGCCAGGACAGCGGAGUCACUGACCACCUUCCGGAGACACUUGAAACCCUACCUCUUUAAGGAAUACCUGGAAUAGUAUAAAGUAAUCCUUCUACUCCCCCACCCCCCCAUAAAAAAAAAAAGAAAUACAAAACAAGUGGUUGUCCCACUGGCUAUCAUAAGUUGAAUGCACCAAUUUGUAAGUCACUCUGGAUAAGAGUGUCUGCUAAAUGAUGUAAAUGUAAAUGUUGUGGUGCCAUAUUCUUUCCAUUUUUUAAUAAUGGAUUUAAUGGUGCUCCGUGGGAUGUUAAAAGUUUCGGAUAUUUUUUUAUAACCCAACCCUGAUCUGUACUUCUCCACAACUUUGUCCCUGACCUGUUUGGAGAGCUUCUUGGUCUUCAUGGUGCCGCUUGCUUGGUGGUGCCCCUUGCUUAGUGGUGCCCCUUGCUUAGUGGUGUUGCAGACUCUGGGGCCUUUCAGAACAGGUGUAUAUAUACUGAGAUCAUGUGACACUUAGAUUGCACACAGGUGGACUUUAUUUAACUAAUUAUGUGACUUCUGAAGGUAAUUGGUUGCACCAUAUCUUAUUUAGGGGCUUCAUAGCAAAGGGGGUGAAUACAUAUGCACGCACCACUUUUCCGUUAUUUAUUUGUUCGAAUUUUUUGAAACAAGUUAUUUUUUUUUAUGUCACUUCACCAAUUUGGACUAUUUUGUGUAUGUCCAUUACAUGAAAUCCAAAUAAAAAUCAAUUUAAAUUACAGGUUGUAAUGCAACAAAAUAGGAAAAACGCCAAGGGGGAUGAAUACUUUUGCAAGGCACUGUAUGCAUGUGUGAAUUGGAAAUGUGUUUUGUUGCAUAUCCCAACUCCCCCUGAGACACUCUCGGAGAGUAGGGUCACAGCCAGGGUCAGACAUUAUUAACAGCGACCCUGGAGCAGUUAGGGCUAAGUGCCUUGCUCAAGGGCACAUCAACAUAUUUCUUUCACAUUGUCAGCUCAGGGAUUCGAACCAGAGACCUUUCAGUUGCUGUCCCAAUGCUCUAACUGCUAGGCUAUCUUAAUAUAGAUGUUCCAUCACAACAUGCAUGUGUUUGGUAUGUGGUGUAAUCUGUAUGUCAACAUGCGGUCCCCCUCCUGUACCUGGUCUUGUCUCAACAUGUGGUCCCCCUCCUGUACCUGGUCUUGUCUCAACAUGUGGUCCCCCUCCUGUACCUGGUCUUGUCUCAACAUGUGGUCCCCCUCCUGUACCUGGUCUUGUCUCAACAUGUGGUCCCCCUCCUGUACCUGGUCUUGUCUCAACAUGUGGUCCCCCUCCUGUACCUGGUCUUGUCUCAUCAUGUGGUCCCCCUCCUGUACCUGGUCUUGUCUCAACAUGUGGUCCCCCUCCUGUACCUGGUCUUGUCUCAACAUGUGGUCCUCCUCCUGUACCUGGUCUUGUAGGAGUACAUGGAGCAGGUUGUCCAGAGAGAGAACCUGUCAGAGAAGAUGCAGUUGAAGGACCCUCGUACUGAGGAGGAGAAGGUCCACGCUGCUGACCUGCUCAAACUGGUCCUGGUGAGUAAGUACACGAUCACACACACACACACACACACGUACUGAGGAGGAGAAGGUCCACGCUACUGACCUGCUCAAAUAUGUCAGUAUUACUCAGGUACUGUAGUAUUAAGUUACUCAGGUACUGUAGUAUGAAGUUACUCAGGUGCUGAAGUAUGAAGUUACUCGGGUGCUGUAGUGUACUGUUACUCGGGUAAUGUAGUAUUCUGUUACUCAGGUGCUCUAGUAUUCUGUUACUCAGGUGCUGAAGUAUUCUGUUACUCAGGUGCUGUAGUAUUAUGUUACUCAGGUGCUGUAGUAUUAUGUUACUCAGGUGCUGUAGUAUUCUGUUACUCAGGUGUUGUAGUAUUCUGUUACUCAGGUGCUGUAAUAUUCUGUUACUCAGGUGCUGUAGUAUUAUGUUACUCAGGUGCUGUAGUAUUCUGUUACUCAGCUGCUGUAGUAUUCUGUUACUCAGGUGCUGUAGUAUUCUGUUACUCAGGUGCUGUAGUAUUCUGUUACUCAGGUGCUGUAGUAUUCUGUUACUCAGGUGCUGUAGUAUUCUGUGACACCAUGUGCAUUUCUUCUUCCUCAGUCACUUCCAGAGUCAGAGCACCCCACUAUAGAGAACAGAAUCUUCCCCGGUGAGUCCUUCAUUUUGGCUUGGAGAUUAUUUCCUAGCUGUAGCAAUGAAUUGGAGUAAGGGAAAAGGAAUGGUGAGUUGAAUAGGGAGUGUGUUUGUGUUUGUUCCACCCCAGUGGAUGUAGCCACCAUGUACACCCAGGCACUGAUGACUCCAGCCCUGCAGACUGAGGCCUCUCUCUCAGAGAAAGACACAGACAGGUGGGUCAGAACUAGCCUGGUCCUAGAUCUGUAUCAUGUGGUCCUCUGUAGCUCAAUUGGUAGAGCACGGCGAUGGAACGCCAGGGUAGUGGGUUCGAUCCCCGGGACCACCCAUACGUAAAAAUGUAUGCACACAUGACUGUAAGUCGCUUUGGAUAAAAGCAUCUGCUAAAUGGCAUAUUAUUAUUAUUAUUAUUAUUAUUAUUAUUAUUAUUAUUAUCAUAACUAACCUGAUCCUAGAUCUGUAUCAUAACUAACCUGAUCCUAGAUCUGAAUCAUAACUAACCUGAUCCUAGAUCUGUAUCAUAACGAGAUCUGUAUCAUAACUAGCCUGGUCCUAGAUCAUUAUCAUAACUAGCCUGAUCCUAGACAUGUUUCAUAACUAGAUCUGCAUCAUAACUAGCCUGCUCCUAGAUCUGUAUCCUAACUAUAUCUGUAUCAUAACUAGAUCUGUAUCAUAACUAGCCUGCUCCUAGAUCUGUAUCCUAACUAUAUCUGUAUCAUAACUAGAUCUGUAUCAUAACUAGCCUGCUCCUAGAUCUGUAUCCUAACUAUAUCUGUAUCAUAACUAGAUCUGUAUCAUAACUAGCCUGCUCCUAGAUCUGUAUCAUAACUAGCCUGCUCCUAGAUCUGUAUCCUAACUAUAUCUGUAUCAUAACUAGAUCUGUAUCAUAACUAGCCUGCUCCUAGAUCUGUAUCCUAACUAUAUCUGUAUCAUAACUAGAUCUGUAUCAUAACUAGCCUGCUCCUAGAUCUGUAUCCUAACUAUAUCUGUAUCAUAACUAGAUCUGUAUCAUAACUAGCCUGCUCCUAGAUCUGUAUCAUAACUAGAUCUGUAUCCUAACUAACCUGAUCUUAGAUCUGUAGGUCAUCUUUCUCACGAGUCUCUUAUUAGUUGCUAUCUUAUCUUAUCCCUGUACUAAUGGGCUUAGUUAAGCUGUGAACAGAAACAUCUCCAGCUUUUGAACCUUUUCCAUUAUCUUAUCAUCAUAUUACAAUCUGCUGUUUUACAGCUUCAGUGAAGAGGCACAGGAAACUAUGUGGAAGAGCAGGAUAGAGCAACACAGGUAACUAACUAACUGCUCUGUAUCGUAGAGCUGACAUAGUUGACAUUCCCAUCUUUUCCCAGGAAUAUUUAUGUUGCUGUACUGUUCAGACAGGAGCUGGACCAGGAGAAGAUGUACAGAGAGGCUCUAAGGAACAGAAUCAUUCCUCCGUAUUUCCACUCAGAGAAAGGAGCAGGUUUUGAGUACUCAGAGGAGGUGACAGAGCUUUCUCAUCAAUUGAUUGUAUUCAGCACAGCUACGUAAUGCCUGUUAACAGUUCCAUUAGAUUCAUUAAUAUGUUUCGAUUGUCCCACAGCCCAGCCAGUCAAUUUAUAAACUUCAUCUCCCCUGGAAAAGAGUGUCUAGACAAUAUUUCCCCAUGCUACUAGCCUAGCAUUUGGUUUGGUACAGAGGGUGUUAAUAUAAGCUUCACUGUGUACCUCUCCGACUUGUGCAACAUAUUGUAGAUUGUAUUCAGCUCAGCUACUGUACGUGUAUAAAACAACUAUCUGUGUUUUCCUGUCAGGUCCCUGAUAUGAGAUCUCUGUCUCAGGACCUUCCUCCGUUCCCCAAGACUCCCAACUCCCAGAACUACCUCAAGGAUGCCCCACGAGAGACAGGUUAAAACUAGGCUACAUUUAUAACAAUACUAAUGAUGUUGAUUAUACAGUAUUGAAGCAUCUUUUAAAGCAUUGUGUAAUUUUAUCCUUCAUUAAGAAAGUGACCCUGUUUUGCAUGUUAUUUGUUUUUGUGUGUGUUCUUGAAGCAGCCCAGCGACCUCUGAACCCCACGCCCUCUCACGCAGCAGGAAGUGAUGCGCUGCCUGUCAGGAGACCCACUAACCCCACCCCUCAAACUGCAGGUCUGCUCAGUACACGUCUUAGACUUGGGUUAGUGUUAGAGUUAGGGUAAGAGUGGUGACAGCUAGUCUUACUGGGGUCCGAGACAUAACGAAAAAGACAUUACAGACAAAAUACUUUACAAUUUGCAUACAUUUAAAAACAUUAACAUGUAGUGUGUGUGUGUGUGUGUGUGCAUCUAUCAGUUCCACAUACAUGUUAGUACAUACACACAACAAGUAGGUCACAUGGGGGAGAGGCAUGGUGCCGUGAGGUGUUGCUAUAAUUGUUUUUUGAAACCAGGUUUGCUGUUCCUUGCUCUAUAUAAGAUGGAAGGGAGUUCCAUGCACUCAUGGCUCUGUAUAAUACUGUACUUGAAUUAAAAUUAGAGGAGAACAGAUAAUGAUCAAAUAUGUUUAUGAAAAAUAUUAGAAAGAUGCGAAUACAUUUCCGGGCAGACUACCAAGUUUUAUUUCCUCACGUGUUUCGCUCUGUGGUUGCCAGGCGAGCUCGCUCAUUCCACCCACACUGCUACUAAGCCAGGCAGGUACAGAACUGACUGAUUAGGCGCCACCAAACAUCACAUCGAUAGCUAAACUGCCGGGCAAAUGUAGAUUCAACCCUGCCUUUUGUGCAUAUGGAAAAUAUCUAGGAUAUUUUAUUUCAACUCAUGAAACAUGGGACCAACACUUUACAUGUUGCGUUUGAUAUUUUUGUUCAGUAUAGUUUACCCACCUUUUUACCACUACAUCACUGGACCCAACCAACCCCCACUGUGUGAGGUGCAAAAGCAUGUGUCAGACUUUGACAUUGUGAGCCUGGGUGAAUCAGCAGCCCUGAAGAGACACAUGAAGGGGAGGAGAAACACCGCUACAUCCUGCGCUGACGCCCGUUCUACAUGAUGGGACUUUUUCUCUGCAACAAACUCCAGAGCCCUCUGAUUACAAUGAAGAGCAAGACAUGCCGCUCUGUUCUGGUCCAGCUGCAGCUUAACCAGUUAAACUCUGAGUGGUUGUUUUGGGCCCUGUACAAGGCCCGGUGAGUUGGGGUGGGGGGAUCAUCAUCAGAAAAUAGAAAGUUACAUAUCAUUUGAAAGCUACAGGACUUGUCUUUUUGGAAAUAGAACUCAAAUCUUACUGCUGGCGAUGUCAUAAGAAUCUCCCCACCGCCCAUAAAGGCCAUAAACACUCAUUCACACACACACACUGUGACGUACAUACACACAGACAAACACUCACUCACAUACUCACGCGCACAUGUUCACACACUGGUGUUCAUCACCCACCCAGUGAGAGGUGCAUAUGUCGAUUGAGGACAGCAUUCAUGGUAUCUCUACAGUGGAGCAGCAGCAUGGUGGUGGGAUGGAGCCUGGCAGAACCCAGGUGGACGUGGCAGGGAACCCACGCAGACACAGAGUCAAGCUGCCAGCCUCCAUCCUCAGCUCCAAACCCUUCAGCGUGCCCAACCAGCAGGUACCACACACACACACACACACACACACACACACACAUACACUGUGACGUACAUACAUACACACACACAAACACUCACUCACACACAGACUCACACACACACACACUGUGACGUACAUACGUACACACAGACAAACACUCACACACACACACACACACACACACUGUGACAUACAUACAUACACACACACACAAACAUUCACUCGCAUACUCACGCGCACAGGUGCACACACUAGUGUUCAUCACCCACCCAGUGAGAGGUGCAUAUGUCGAUUGAGGAAAUGUUUCUGACUGUAGGUGUGAAUGUUGUGAAUUGAGUGUGGGCUGGGGGACAAAUGUGUGGGCUGUGGGACAUAUGGGGUGUGGGCUGGGGGACAUAUGGGGUGUAGGCUGGGGGACAUAUGGGGUGUGGGCUGGGGGACAUAUGGGGUGUGGGCUGGGGGACAUAUGUGUGGGCUGGGGGGACAUAUGUGGUGUGGGCUGGGGGACAUAUGGGGUGUGGGCUGGGGGACAUAUGUGUGGGCUGGGGGUACAUAUGUGUGGGCUGGGGGACAUAUGUGUAGGCUGGAGGGACAUAUGGGGUGUGGGCUGGGGGACAAAUGGGGUGUGGGCUGGGGGACAUAUGUGUGGGCUGGGGGACAUAUGGGGUGUGGGCUGGGGGACAUAUGGGAAGUGUGCUCCAUAGUAUGUAUGUGUGUGACUGACUGAGGCCUAGAUGUAAUCUGUAUCAUGGAAGAUCUGCGCUACAGCGCGAUUUACAUUUUAAGGCAAUGUUCCCGCGUUCACGGUAAACGCUGCAUAUGGCGGCUCAAUAGGAAAUUACCUUUACAUUUCAGUGGCACUAUAACGCGGAUCUUCCGCGAUACGGAUUUAAUCUAGCUCUGGGUCUUCUGGAUGCCACAAGACUGUGUUAUCCUGCUGAGCUCAAGACUAGGCAGUAGCCCAGGGAACUAACACAAGUCUUCAUGUCCAGGUCAAGGUUGAUACACUGAACCACGUCUGUUAACAGUAAUGUAUCUGUCGUGUCAGUUCUUGUUCCAUAACACAUAGCUUACUGAGCUAGAGCCUGGCCAUUACCAUGGGAAGCUAACACAAGUCUGGCUCUCAGUUCCUGUGUGUAGAGGAGCCGGUGAGGAGGAAGGUGAAGACAGUGUCUGUGACGGGGGGGCAGCAGCUCGCCCCGCGGGGGUUUGAGCUCCUCCCAGCAGAGGUCCAGUUUGGGACCCUAAAGGAGGGCUGCACCUACAGCGUCCCGGUGCUCAUGAAGAACGUGGGCUUCCACACCUGCAGGUCAGACCAGAUACCUACACAGUUAGAAAUAGAUCCAUGAAAAUUAGUAUGGCUGUUUGUUUGUAUAGACAUUUCUGUCAAAAAUGGUGGUGUGAAAAUGAGAAGGUUCAAGGUCUUGGUUGUCGUCAUUGUGUGUUCUUCUCCGUCUGUGUUCUGGAAAGUUCAGUGAGUGUUCUGUGUUGUGGUACUUUAGAUUCAGCGUGAAACAGCCUUCCCCUGGUACUGGAAUCAGAGUCAUCUACACCCCUGGACCUGUAAGUUCUACUGAGCAGAGUGAUAGUUACUGUAGUCAGCUUUAUUCAAUAUACAAACUGAACAUUUCCAAUUGUUUUCUUUGAGGAUGUUCUAGAUUCAUGAAUUUCAUUCCACUUCACUUCCUGAUAUGACUAAAUUGACCUCUGACCCCUGUUGCAGGUGGCUGCUGGGAUGAAGACAGAGCUUCAGGUGGAGCUGUAUGCCAUGGCUAUAGGUCUGGAGGAGCCUGCAGAGGGAGAGGUCUACGUCUCACACCACAUCCACAUCAAGACUGAGAGUGAGAUCCUCUACCUGCCUGUCUCAGCUAAUAUCCUUCUCAAAUGGCUUUUAGCCCCACUUUAUUUGGAUAGUCCCCUACAGAUAACUUCCUAGGGUUAGCAAUAUGUACAAUAGAGUUGGUAGCCUUAGUGAUGUUUUCAUUGUGCAGUGAGAGAUCUUCCCUUAUUGUACAAUAGUACACUAGUGGUGUACAGUAUGGUUAUAGAAUAGCUCAAGUGAGGACAUGAUUGGUUUUUACAGAGUUAAUGGCAAAGGGCAAACGUUCUCUCAGUGAAAGCAGCGAUGGUCUCUGUUGUCCCCUCCUUAACGAGUGGUCUCACCCAUCCUCCCUGAGCGUCUGUAUGACAGCAGGACCAAGGAUCAUACCAACUGGCUCCAGACAGGGGUGUCCAAGGUCCGCCUCAUCUCCUCCACCCCC
Messenger RNA from Coregonus sp. 'balchen', 14544 nucleotides. NCBI's taxonomy places the organism in Eukaryota, Metazoa, Chordata, Actinopteri, Salmoniformes, Salmonidae. The record is from the annotation of a GenBank genome assembly.